GGCAAAGGCAAACUCGUUGACGUUUUAGCUAAGCAUUUUGACGUCGUUGCUCGUUGUCAGGGCGGUGCUAAUGCUGGGCACACCAUUUAUAAUUCAGAGGGAAAGAAGUUCGCACUCCACUUGGUACCUUCAGGGAUUCUUAAUGAGGAAACAGUUUGUGUUAUUGGCAAUGGAGUUGUGGUGCAUCUUCCUAAGCUUUUUGAGGAAAUCGAUGGCCUUGAAUCCAAUGGAGUGUCAUGUCAAAGAAGGAUACUGGUGUCUGAUCGAGCUCAUCUUUUAUUUGAUUUUCAUCAACAAGUUGAUAAGCUUCGUGAAGUUGAACUAGCUAAAUCUUUUAUUGGCACCACAUGGAGAGGAAUUGGGCCUUGUUAUUCAAGUAAGGUGAUCAGAAAUGGGAUCAGAGUGUGUGAUUUGAGGCACAUGGACACUUUUCCCCAAAAGCUUGAUCUAUUACUAUCAGAUGCAGCAUCAAGGUUUCCCGGUUUUGACUAUAGUCCCGACAUGCUCAAGAAGGAAGUGGAGGAGUACAAAAGAUUCGCUGAGAGGUUGGAGCCCUUCAUAACUGAUACCGUUCAUUUCAUGGGUGAAACUAUAUCUCAGAACAAGAAGGUUUUGGUGGAAGGUGGUCAGGCUACUAUGUUGGACAUAGAUUUUGGAACAUAUCCCUUUGUGACUUCUUCAAGUCCAUCUGCUGGUGGAAUCUGCACAGGUUUAGGCAUUGCUCCUCGACAUGUUGGUGAUCUUAUAGGAGUGGUUAAAGCGUACACCACAAGGGUUGGUUCAGGUCCCUUCCCAACAGAAACCUUUGGCAACAGCGGUGACAUGCUUCGGUUUGUUGGGCAGGAAUUUGGAACAACAACUGGCCGCCCUCGUCGCUGUGGCUGGCUUGACAUAGUUGCAUUGAAAUACUGCUGCCAGAUCAACGGCUUUUCGUCUCUGAACCUUACAAAACUUGACGUCUUGUCGGAUUUAUCGGAAAUUCAGAUUGGUGUUUCUUACAAACUUCCUGAUGGUACACCAAUAACAUCAUUCCCUUCAGAUCUUAGAAUCCUUGACCAAGUUACGGUGGAGUAUGAAGUUUUACCCGGCUGGAAGUGUGAUAUAUCUUCUAUCCGGAAGUAUUCUGAUCUUCCCUCAGCUGCACACCAAUACAUUAAAAGGAUAGAAGAGCUUGUGGGUGUACCCAUCCAUUACAUUGGUGUUGGACCUGGACGAGAUGCCCUCAUAUACAAGUGAUUGAGAGUUCAAUCUUUUUUGUCACUGAAGUAACGUCUAUUUUUAUGGAGAGGAGUAGAGGACAUCGCUUCCUUUAAGUCGAUGAAGUGCCAAACACUUUUAAUGACACCACGGUAGUGUAAUGCACUUACAGAGAGAUCUACUCAUCAAUUAGGAUCUUAACAUCUUCCUUUUGUUGUUGUUAGUUGUGGUUUUACAAGCUAAAAGUAAUUAGAUGGUGUUACCAUUUGAAAACCUCAUGUGUUGCCCUCCUUCAAUAAUGAAACUUAGUUGAUUUCCUUGACAUUCGGAUCCGAAUAAGAAAAUAUACUCUUCACUUAAAUUUUUUUAUAAAUUCUGAAUGUUUUAAGAUUCAGUCUUGUGUGA
Cuscuta epithymum is the source of this 1602-nucleotide messenger RNA. NCBI's taxonomy places the organism in Eukaryota, Viridiplantae, Streptophyta, Magnoliopsida, Solanales, Convolvulaceae. The record is from the annotation of a GenBank genome assembly.